This is a messenger RNA of Ipomoea nil (Japanese morning glory), 708 nucleotides long. RefSeq lists its product as uncharacterized. The transcript has a single exon. Bases 1 to 708 code for a protein of 235 amino acids. The record is from RefSeq and is a predicted model, not a curated record. NCBI's taxonomy places the organism in Eukaryota, Viridiplantae, Streptophyta, Magnoliopsida, Solanales, Convolvulaceae.
AUGACUAAAUUGGGGUUUGAUCGGAAGUGGAUAAAUAUUUUGUAUGAGUCUAGCAGCACAGUGAGGUACCAUAUUUUGCAUGAAAACCAGCAGCUCGGUCCAGUUGUGCCGGGUAGGGGACUGCGCCAAGGGGAUCCUCUAUCCCCGUAUCUCUCUCUUUUGGUUGUCGAAGGAUUGAGUGCCCUUAUUGAGAAGCAAGUGAGUUCUGGUUUGUUGCAUGGGGUCACUGUUGCACGUGUAGCCCCACAGAUUUCACAUCUUCUAUUUGCAGACGAUUGCUUUCUAUUCAUGUGUCCCAAUAAUGCGGAGAGUUUUCGUAUGAAAUGGGUGCUUGAUGCGUACUCGGCUGCUUUAGGCCAAAGUACUAAUUUUGAUAAGUACAUUGUCUGUUUUAGUUCAAAUGUCAUGCAACAAGUGAGGGAUGACGUGGUUGGUGUUCUGGGUGUUGCUGAAGGAGAUACUACAGGAAGGUACUUGGGCCUCCCGUCACUAGUUAGAAAAAACAAGAAAGUGAUCCUGGGCUUUUUAAAGGACAAAGUUUUAGCCAAGGUUCGUAGUUGGAAUGCAAGGUUCCUGUCUCGUGCAGGUAGGGAGGUUCUUUUGAUAAUAGUACGUGAUCCAAGCUAUGCCAUCAUAUGCAAUGAUGGUAUUUUACUCCCGGUUGGUUUGUGCAAGGAGAUUGAAAUCAUUAUGAACGAGUACUGGUAG